GCGCUGUAGGCAAGCUCCGGCCGUCGAAGGAGCUUUUAGGCGGGUGGGAGGAGCCAUUUUGGUCAUUUGUUGUGAGGUGAAAGGAGAGUCUCACCGUCUCGUGCUGAGGGGAAGGGUAUGAACUGAGGUGAUGGAGCCGCCGGCCGGCUUGAGACGGCGACAGAGGAAGCGGCUCUUCACGGCGGAGGCGGCCUCCUUCCCGCUGGCCCUUCUCCUCCUCCUCCUCUUCUGCUCGCCUCACGGCGCCGGCUGCCUGCCUCGGGGGCACCCGCGGGGGGGAGGAAGAGGAAGGUCCCCUGGGCCCCCGGUCGUGCUGGUGCCGGGAGAUUUGGGUAACCAGUUAGAAGCUAAGUUGGACAAACCGUCUGUGGUGCACUAUGUCUGCUCCAAGAAGACAGACAGCUACUUCACGUUGUGGCUCAACUUAGAACUGCUGCUUCCUGUUGUUAUUGAUUGUUGGAUAGAUAAUAUCAGGCUAUCGUACAAUCGAACAAGUAGAACCACUGUGCCACCAGAUGGGGUGGAUAUCAAAGUACCUGGAUUUGGACAGACUUUUUCCUUGGAGUUCCUUGACCCCAGUAAAAGAAGUGUUGGUACCUACUUCUAUACACUGGUGCAGAAUCUGGUAGACUUGGGCUAUCAACGAGAUGAGGAUAUUAGAGGCGCUCCCUAUGACUGGCGGAAAGCACCAAAUGAGAAUGAAGACUACUUUGUGGCCCUCCGGAAGCUGAUAGAGACCAUGUAUGAAGAGUAUGGGGAACCAGUGGUUCUAAUUGCCCACAGCAUGGGAAAUAUGUACGUUCUUUACUUCCUCAGCCAUCAGCCUCAAGACUGGAAAGACAAAUACAUAAGGGACUUUGUGUCACUGGGCGCCCCAUGGGGAGGAGUGGCAAAAACGCUUCGUGUACUAGCAUCAGGUGACAACAACCGGAUCCCUGUCAUCAGCUCCCUUAAGAUCAGAGACCAGCAGAGAUCUGCAGUUUCAACCAGCUGGUUGCUUCCUUACAACUACACCUGGUCUUCAGAGAAGAUUCUCAUCAGCACGCCAUCUGCUAACUACACUCUCCGGGAUUACCAAAAGUUUUAUGCAGACAUUGGUUUUGAGGAUGGCUGGCUCAUGAGAGCAGAGACCGAAACCUUGGUUUACGAGAUGACUCCUCCAGGGGUGCGCAUACACUGUCUCUAUGGCACUGGGGUGGAGACCCCAGACUCAUUCUUCUAUGACACCUUUCCAGACAAGGAGCCUAAGAUCUUCUAUGGUGAUGGGGAUGGAACUGUGAAUUUGCAAAGUGCCUUGCAGUGUCAGAAGUGGGUAGGCCAGCAGAAACAGAAGGUGAUACUCUAUGAGCUUCCAGGGAGUGAGCACAUUGAAAUGCUUUAUAAUUCCCUAACAAUUUCCUAUGUAAAAAAGGUUCUGUUUGGUUUGUGACACAGUACAGAACAUCCCCUUUCUACAUGACAGUUGAGGGUCCUUUUAAGGGGGGGAGGAAGAAUGGGUAGUUCACACCCCCUGUUUAAAGCCUGCUUGGCUUAUUUGGGCCUUGUUGGAAAUGGUGAUGUCAAUGAUCACUUGUCUCUUUGAUUAGUGCUCAUAGUACACUGUGGUGUCCUACAUCCGGAAGGCUAAUCUCAGCUGCAUUUAGUGCAAGCUCAGUGUCCAUCUGUGUAAAGAAUGUGCUAUGCUUAUUUUUCUCUGGGAUGUGGGGAAGAGUAUCCUAUAAUAUAAAAAGAACAUUAGGACUUAGCAUAACUUCUCUGAAGGGUCACAAAUGCUGGAUCAUUGUUCCCAGCAAGGAAGUUGGUAUUAAGUGAAGUCCCAGCAGCAGCUAUUUGAAAUUACAUUAAGUUGGUGAUACCCAGCCAGACAUGUAUUGCUCUUGAGAAGAUACAGUAUAUCUUGGAGCUCCUGAUAAAGUCUCCUUUAGCUUGAGCAAGGGCCUUGCCUGAGCAAGGUGGAGGUCAAAGGCUGAAGAUAGCAAGGUUUUCUUUACUGGUGUAACGUGGAGAUUUCCGGUUGGCUGUAGAAUUAAGUAUUGACAGACUAUAGUAGCACCAUCCUGCAGAAGAUGGUUUUCUAUUUUGUUGUGAUCAGCUGACUGCCUCUUGAACACUUGACAACCACUGCUUUGUUCAGAGCCCAGUGCUGUGGCAAGCGCUGUUUUAGCCAGAUGCCUUCUUUCUGUGAUCUGGAGUGUCUGAAACACAGGCUGCCUUCCAGGAACACUUGUAGAACAAAAUAACAGCCAGACUGCUCUUGGUACUGGAGCCUUUCUUUUGGGUGGAGCUUGUAGUAAAGCUAACUCUUCUCAGAAAUGCUGGUUUUGUACUAGGCUAUAAUACCAUCAUGAAGUCUCCUUUUCUUGUACUAUAACCUUCUUCCUGGGUGUUCUGGCUCCUUAUCCCCUGUAGGGGAUCAAGCCUUGUACCAUAGGGGAAAAUGACGUGGUACAAAACUGCUCAUGUUCCUGAUUCAGAACUAUAAUGUGGAACCGCAAUUACAGAAAGUGCCCCUAGAAAAAGGCAUCAACCUUCCUCUGGGACAGCACUGUGCAGACAGCAAGGAAGCUCAAAGUGACCUCACGAUUGCCAACAUAGCAGUUGACAGGCAAUCUGUUGACAAUCUCUCCUCCUGGAGCAAGUGAAUUACAGAGUUCAUGCUAGUUCUGUCCUUCCAAAUAACAGCUUGUGACCAUGUUCUUUAUUAACUAACCAGCAAAAGCAUCCAGCAAUUCCACAACACAAGCAAACUGUCCUGCCUUGAGCUUAGCAUAUCAUUGGGGUAUGGGUUGCUCUAUAGUUAUCUGUGCCUGGUUAGUGCCUGUGUUGGAACCCGAAAGGGAAGGUAUUUCAAUCAGUGACUUCACCAGGGGUGCUUGUAACACAAGGCUUGCUUGAGAUUUGUGCCAAAUACUUUGUUCGGAGUAACUUCUACUGAGUCUGACCCCUCAGUCAGCAAGUACACAGAACAACAGAUGUGAACACUUCUACAGUUUUUAUGUUUCUAAUUUUCAGGCCUUGCUCUGGCUAGACAGAUAAAGAGAGCAUGUGCAAUCUGCAGUGAUCGCUCACCAUCUGAAAGCAUAUUUCUUACUGGUAUUAUGAAACAUUUUUAUAUAUAUUCAAGCUUUAAAAUUUUUGAAAUCGUGGACUGUUACAUUGUCGUUUUAGCACAAUAUUGGUCCUUCAAGAAACAAGAUGUUUUAAAAAUUUAAACUAUUUAUUGCCUUACGGAAUGUGCAAUCCUAUUCAUUCAACUUCCUGUUUUACAGUAAUGCCAGUGACCACUUUAAACAAAGCCACUGGCAGUCACUAUGGGCGUGGCAAUAACAGAAAUGUCUGAAAGUUUCCAGCAGACAUUCUUCCAUGCCUCACACCUUGAGAUUGUCAGUCUUUGAAUUUUCAGCAUGAUUCUGUUUUGCUUUUUUCUGUAGCUGCAAGCUUUAUUUUGGCAAGGGUUUGGUUGCAAAUGUAACUUGUUAAACUGGCCCUGCAACUAAUUAUAGUUGUAAAAUUGGUUUCAUCUUGUUUUUUAAGAUAGACCCCAUCCUGCUUUUGUCUGUUUUAUGGCCCCAAAGUACCUUUAUGCUUGAUGCCAUAUGAAUGGCUGGAACUAAUUUUUUUCUCUUCAAAGAGUGUAAUGGGGUUCUUUUUCUAUGCAGCGUUAUUCCUUAUUCCUUGGCCUCACAUCCACAAGGUAAAUUCCCAUACUGGCACACCAUCACUUUUGUGAUAGGUUCUGAAGGCCAGGGCUUGCCUAAAUUGUCUGUCACAGCAGAGAACUGGAAGCAAGGGAGUGACAUCUCUUCAGAGACAUGAUAAUGUACGCUUUAUUUAUAUAGUGUUGUCAGUGUGUAUGGUACUGAACAGUGGAGCAUAAGCCAAAAGACAGGCCACUGACUCUUGAGGUGCUUCCACAGAGUGAGAGGAGGAAGAUGGGAGGAGAUGGCAUAAAGAAUGUAUUCAGUUACUCGUGCUUUGGCUUAGUUUCAGUUGGGGAUGAGGACUAGGGUUAAACCAAAGGCCACAUGUAUGUUCAUAGUGCAUUACUACUGAUGUGUGCCAUCUGUGUUUUGGCCUUUCAUCAUCUUGUCCAACUGUAGCUGGUAACUGACAUCUAUUGCUGUGACUCCCAUGUUCACUUGUGCCCUGUAACACUUAUUUGUGUCCCUUCUACAUUUCAAUCUUAUGACACAGUGCUAUCAAAAUUUCACCUCUUCAUGUCUCCCUUCUCAUCUGUCCAGAUCUUUCUUGCAGUCCACCCUGUUGGUUCCAGGUCACUUACAGUUUAUUUAAUACUUGUGCCAGCUGGCUGCCAUCGAGUUAAAUAGGGCCAAGGAUCAUUAGGUAUCCCUCUAGUGCUUCUGCUGGUAACAUGACUGUUUUCCUCUAGUAAAUUUGGCUCAGUAUCAUUUAGUGGCUUUUUUUCUUUCAUUUUUAUUCUGUAACAGGUGUGAAUGGAAAAAGCUCUCCUGGAUUAUCUUUUGCCAUUUAUACCUGCCACUUAACAUUGUGAAUGAUGGCGAUUCACAAAUCCAGGUCUGAAAUAUUAAGUAUUACUUAAGCUCCCGGUAGAUCCUGGCCAGGUCACACAAACUGUGCAUCUAAUUUCAGGAAACCCAUGUUUCCCAAAGAGCAAUGUCCCUGUGUCUCCAUGUGAAACGGGAGUUUUAAACCAUUUAUAUUUAGCUCGGAAACUGACUAUUUAAAGAGUCAAAUUUCCACUGAGCAUACAGUCCUUUUUGGUGAUCCUAAAAUGUAUCUCUUUGGAUUCUGGUUGCUGCUGUCCAUCUGCAAAAGCACACGAGGGACACAUUCUGCAACAGCUUGCGAUUUACAAAAUAUCUUGGAGUUCCCAGUUGUUACAGAUUUGUCCAGUACUUAUAUCCGUACAACUUUAUCCCUGAGUGUUUUUCAAAAACCAAAAUACUUCUAAGGACCAAAUGUACUAUUUCUGACAUGUAGUGAGUGCUGGAUGGGACUUCAGCCCCUUUUAAAUAUAUACAUACAGCUGCUGCUGCUGCAGGUUUCAGGGCUACUAUGUGAUUCUGCUAGAAAGAGUAGAUUUCACUACUGAGCAAUAAGUGAAAAGGAGUUUGCAGGCCAAAGUCAAUAAAUUCUUGCCAUUAAGCUAGAUUGUGGAGUGCAUAGUGUUUGAGAUGUUCAGAAAUUCAGGGACUGAGCAAUUACACUGCUGUUCUCUGCUUAACAGUAUUUUGUAUAGAACACUGCCUGGUAAGGCUAUUGUUUUUAUACACACCUUCCUCUUUGUGAAUGAGUUCAGUAGAUUUUUGCAUAUUUGAUUAUCAUACUUUGAUAAUGUAAUAAAGUGAAUCAAAUGCUUAA
Messenger RNA from Rhineura floridana, 5343 nucleotides. It is a transcript of the gene PLA2G15, whose product is annotated as phospholipase A2 group XV. Lineage: Eukaryota; Metazoa; Chordata; Lepidosauria; Squamata; Rhineuridae. The record is from RefSeq and is a predicted model, not a curated record. Bases 131 to 1429 code for a protein of 432 amino acids. Gene Ontology annotation, cellular component: lysosome. The transcript is spliced from 6 exons. Gene Ontology annotation, biological process: phosphatidylcholine metabolic process; ceramide metabolic process.